CACUUCUAGAUUCGAAUUCUAGUCUAUAGUGUACUUACCUGUCCACCCUAUGAAUUGAAAAAACGAAUGCUCAUUGUACAUAUAAUUUUGGUAGACGUUAAUAUUCGUGAUUUAAUUCACUCAUUGUUCGUUGAGAAAAUUACUGAUAAGAAAAACGCUGGGACGACGUAAUAAUUCAUUAUUUUUUUUUAUCAUUUGGCGGCAAGACGUACCACAUUUUUAUCACAGUUUUUCUCGGAGUAUGCUCGUAAUAAUUGUGCGAGCAAGUAGUGAGUUGAAUUGUGCUAUGAACUUGUGUCUUUAUAUUGAAUGAUGGAAUUUCAUCGAUCUCAUCUCGGGAUGGACACCUACACACUUUCGUUGGUCUGUUUAUCAUACCUGGUGCUUUACAGUAGUAGCUCUUGCGAAGGUGCUCGUAUCUUGGGCGUAUUCCCAAUUGGAGGCAUUAGUCAUUAUGCUCCAGCCGAAGCUGUUCUAAAAGCAUUAGCAGCUCGAGGACACGACGUAACCGUAAUCUCCUCGUACCCUCAGAAAACACCUUUGAAGAAUUUCCACGAUAUCGAUGUAAGCAAAGUAAAACGCAACGCUGUCAAUUCAUUGAGUUUCGACUUGGUCAGAACAGCGUUGCAAAGUGCGUCGAAUAAUUUCUAUUACGUGGCCGAGGUUAGCAGGACUUACUGCGAAGUGGCCUUUUCGAUGCCUGAAGUACAAGCUUUAUUAGAUGAAAAAUUCGAUCUCGUGAUGACGGAAAUUUUCGGAGCAGAUUGUAAUGUUGGAUUUGCCUGGAAGUAUAAAGCUCCUUUGGUCUCGUUGAUCAGCAGUCGACCUCUACCUUGGACUUACUCUAGAGUCGGUAGUCCUCAGAAUCCUUCUUAUAUGCGUCAAGUACACAUCGACUACUCGCUACCGAUGACAUUCUGGCAACGAUUAGAAAAUACCUAUUAUUAUUUGUAUUUUUCCGUGUUUUACGAUCUGCAUCAUAAUGGACCGUUGACUGAUAAAAUGUCCAAGGAGUUUUUCGGUCCGAGAGUACCCUCUGUUAGAGAUAUCGUGCAAAAUACAUCUUUAGUGUUGGUCAAUUCGCAUCACAGUGUCGAAUCAGCUUACCCGUUGACUCCUAAUUUUAUUGAAAUAGGAGGUAUACAUAUUAAAAAAGCGAAACCUUUGCCAUCGGAUAUUCAAAAAUUUAUGGACGAAGCUAAGCAAGGCGUGAUUUACUUUACUCUGGGAUCAUUGGUUAGAACGUCUACGUUACCGAAACAAGUGAUAGAAGCUUUUCGAGACGCAUUUGCCGAAUUACCAGUCAAAGUUUUGUGGAAAUUUGAACUCGAGUUGGAGAAUAUACCGCCGAAUGUUUAUAUUAGUAAAUGGUUCCCACAAUCGGAUAUAUUGGCUCAUCCCAAUUUGAAGGCUUAUAUUACCCAUGGAGGACAACUAGGUACUUUGGAGGCAGUUUAUAAUGCAGUUCCUUUAGUAGGAAUACCAAUGUUCCACGAUCAACAUGGAAAUAUCCAGAGUUUAGUCGAGAAAGGAGCAGCAGUGAAACUUGGAUUGAAUAAUCUAGUUAAAGAUAAAAUAUUAACUGCGUUGAAAGCUGUGCUGUUUGAUAAAAGCUACGCCGAAAACAUGAAAAAACUAUCCCAAAAGUUCAAAGACAGACCCUUAUCAGCAGCAGAUACAGCCGUAUAUUGGAUAGAAUACGUUCUUCGUCAUGAAGGAGCCCAUCACUUGAGAUCAGCAGCAACAGAUAUGCCUUGGUACCAGUAUUUCUUAAUCGACGUGAUAUCUUUCAUAGCUAUAAUUUUCAUUUGUUUCAUUUUCAUCAUUCGUUAUAUAAUCAAAUUCAUUGUAAACCUCAUUUUGAGAAACAUUUCAUCUAAAAAUAAAUCCGAUUGAGUUGGCGUU
Molecule: messenger RNA, 1905 nt
Organism: Planococcus citri (citrus mealybug)
Lineage: Eukaryota; Metazoa; Arthropoda; Insecta; Hemiptera; Pseudococcidae
Product: UDP-glucosyltransferase 2-like
Exons: 5
Coding region: 310-1896 (528 amino acids)
Molecular function (GO): UDP-glycosyltransferase activity
Source: RefSeq, a predicted model, not a curated record